Molecule: messenger RNA, 1464 nt
Organism: Darwinula stevensoni
Lineage: Eukaryota; Metazoa; Arthropoda; Ostracoda; Podocopida; Darwinulidae
Source: the annotation of a GenBank genome assembly
AUGAUGAUGUUCGGUGUGACCGCGAUGCGUCUGCUAUAUAGGAACACGGUGCAGAUGCGGAAGUCCGAUCAUCACAGGAGUAGCUACCAGAUGGUGGAAUUCUCAUUGAAUUAUCGAGGAUUGGUGUUAGAUGAUUUCAUCGGGAACUUCGAGCCGCUUUUUUACGACCGCGGACACCUGGCGGAGGAGCAUGCUCGCCACAAGCGAUCUCUCAGGCUCAGAGAUGGCCCACACGCCGAUGACAUCCGUUUCCAAUUCACUGCUCACAACAGAUUGUUCAAGGUCCGAAUGCGGAGAGAUGCGUCCAUCUUCGCCCCGGAUGCUUCCUUGGAAUCCACCAAAGGCCCCAUCCUCUUUGAUAUCCAGCGCUUCUAUUCCGGUAGACUCGAAGAUGACGAGGAGACGGAGGUGAGGGGAUUGGUGACAGACGAAGGAAUAUUCGACGGGACAGUGAUCUCUCGGAAUGAGGUGUAUUACAUCGAACCCGCGUCCCGGUAUUUCCCGUCUUCAGACUUCCAUUCUGUGAUAUACAAAGAGAAGGACGUGCGGAACCCGGUUGGGGAGUCCCCGUGCGCCUCCCUCCGACUGCAUCUGCGACCCCCCACCUCUCCUUCGCCUUCAUCCCACAAUGCGACAGUGACUGUGAUAGACGAAGACCACCCGCAGCAGGAGCAGGAAUCUAGUCUGGGGGUGGCUGUCCGGACCCGUGGUCGCCGGCAAGCCCCGCCCAUCCGCUCCAAUCUCCUCGCUCAUUGGCUGCCGAAUGAGUCGCACGACCGACUCCGUGCACGCGCUCGUCCGACCGUCGUCAAGAGGAAGAAGAAGAAACAGCCCACAGACCCAAAGAAAAUCACCUGUAUGCUCUAUCUCCAGGCGGAUCAUUUGUUCUAUCAAGAGAUGGGCGACGAAGAGGCCUGCAUCCAUGCCAUGACCCGACAUGUCCAAAGGGUCAACAGCAUCUACAAAGUUACUGUUACAUCACACUACAGAACAAGAGAUGUGAGAAGACACACUUACCGCGCAGUACGUUGCAAAUGCGAAAAGCGAUUUGAACAGAGUACGAUUAAACGAGAGUAUCAGGCUGUUGUGUGGCGAUUCGACGCUGUUCCGCGCUUGUGUAUCUGGGAUGAAUUGAGGGAGACGAGGAGCUAUUUGUUUGCAGACUUUGAUGGAGACGGGGAGCAGGACGACAUAAACUUCAUGAUCAAGAGGAUCAAGGUUCAUACGACGGAGGCGUUGCAAGAUCCAAACUAUCGAUACCCUGGCAACUACGGCGUGGAAAAAUUCCUGGAACUCUUCUCUGAGGAGGACUACGACGCAUUUUGCUUGGCCUACAUGUUUACCUAUCGGGAUUUCGAAGGAGGAACCCUUGGCCUCGCCUGGACAGGGGAUCUGAAGAAUGCAGGCGGGGUCUGCGAGAAGAACGGGGUAAGCCCGAGUCCUGCUCAUCCUUUCAUGUCAUAA